CCCUGACCUCUUUCACUCCCAUUCCUCCCCCUCAUCUUGAUCCAGAAGCUCCACGAACUCUCUUGAGCAACCACAGCUCAGACUACAAAAAACAACUACAACAAGCCCCAUCACAUACGACUCACCAACACCACCACACACACCGCCGCCAUGCCUCUCGUCGUCCCCGGUAUCAACAACAACUCGUCUAGCGACAAGACCGAGGAGUGGACCAACAAGCUGGUUGGGAAGAAGCUGCACGAUGAAGAGUCCAACGAGACGACGUUCUGCAAGAGGGACCUCCCCGAGCAGACGCGCGUCAUCGAGCCCGGCAUGAUGGUCACCAAGGACUUCAUUCCGGACAGGCUGAACGUGCACGUCAAGGAGGACGGCACCGUGUCCCACGUCCAGCACGGCUGAGCGAUGCGCCGAGGUUGAUGAGGGGGGCCCUCCGAGAGAU
Molecule: messenger RNA, 439 nt
Organism: Colletotrichum destructivum
Lineage: Eukaryota; Fungi; Ascomycota; Sordariomycetes; Glomerellales; Glomerellaceae
Product: Putative proteinase inhibitor I78
Exons: 2
Coding region: 151-399 (82 amino acids)
Source: RefSeq, a predicted model, not a curated record